This is a messenger RNA of Morone saxatilis (striped sea-bass), 1981 nucleotides long. RefSeq names its product retinol dehydrogenase 7-like. The record is from RefSeq and is a predicted model, not a curated record. The transcript is spliced from 6 exons. Lineage: Eukaryota; Metazoa; Chordata; Actinopteri; Moronidae. The coding region runs from base 464 to 1582 and encodes 372 amino acids.
GUUACUGGAGGAAAGAAUAAUGGGUAUAAUUUGAAGAUCAAUUUUUGUGUAUUUUAUUAUAAAUGCAAUAAAAUGUUAAAUACUGACCGCAACAUAAACAUUUAUGUAUUGUGAACCAUGUUGGCCUCUUCAUUUUUAGUGUUUUCGAAUGCCAUAUUGAUUAUAAGAUCUAAGGUAGCGGCCUUUGCUUCUUAAGUCACAUGAUAUUGAUGUCAAACUUGUAAAUCUUUUGUUCUCCGUGGACUUUGGCUCCUCUGUUUCUGUUUAAACCAGAAUAUUUUAGAACCAGACGGCCUUUCCUCUGAAUAACCUUUUGGGGCUGUUGUGUUUUUCAGAGUGGCUUUAAGGUAAAAGGUCGGGGGAAUGUAGCUAUCAAAACCAGGGGUCACGUCAUCUGGUGUUGUCUGUUACACAAUAUCGUGUUAGUGAAACAUUUAGCCUCCGCUGUUUUAUCGACAGCACGAUGGACCUUGACACUGCAGACACACUGAGGCAUCAGACACUAACACGACUGCACCUGAAGCUUCCACUGUUGACUGAGAGGGAAACUGUAGACAUGGUGUCAACUGACAGUCUGACGUCAUAUUUAUUAGAGGCCAUCCUGUCCCACCUGGCCUUAACCUGUGCUUUACUUCUGGCCGCUCUCGCUUCCAUCCGCUGGCACAUCAGGGAUUCCUACAAAGUCCAUGGCUUCAACCGGAAGCAUGUGUUCAUCACAGGCUGUGACAGCGGCUUUGGGAAUCUGCUGGCCAGACAGCUGGAUGGAAAAGGUUUCCACAUCAUAGCUGCAUGUCUGACAGAGAGAGGUGCAGCAGAUUUGGCAGCAGCGGCCUCCCCCAGACUGAAGACCCUCCUGCUGAAUGUUACAGACAGCUCGAGCAUCAGGAGGGCGAUGGAGUUUGUGAGCAAAGAGGUCGGACAGCAGGGUCUAUGGGGUCUGGUGAACAAUGCUGGCAGGUCCACACCCAUUGGCCCCCCAGAAUGGAUGCAGGUGGAGGAUUUCUCAAAGGUUUUGGAUGUGAAUCUGAUAGGAGUCAUUGAUGUGACCCUCCAGUUUCUCCCACUGGUGAAAAAGGCCCAGGGCAGGGUGGUAAAUGUGGCCAGUAUUCUGGGCAGACUGUCUCUCACUGGUGGAGGAUACUGCCUGUCUAAAUUUGGAGUGGAAGCCUUCUCCGACUCCCUCCGGAGGGGCAUACAACAGUUUGGCGUCAAAGUGAGCAUCAUUGAGCCUGGUUUCUUCAAGACAGCUGUUACCCAGCGGGAUCUUAUUGAAGCUGACCUGCGGAGGCUGUGGAGCCGCCUCCCUCAAGAUGUCAAAGACUCCUAUGGACCUACAUACUUCGAGGACUAUGUGAAAGCUCAGGACUUCUCUUUGGGCAUCUUGUGCAGUCCAGAUAUCUCUAAGGUGACCAAGUGUAUGGAGCAUGCACUGACGGCUCGACUCCCACGCACACGUUACAGUGCAGGCUGGGAUGCCAAGCUGUUGUGGAUUCCCCUGUCCUACCUCCCUUCAUUUGUGUCAGACUUUGUUGUCAGCCUGCUUCUUCCUUCACCUAGACAGACACAUCAAGCAGCCAGCUAAAACCCAAUGUGAACCACUGACAGAUAUUUCUGUAUGCUUGAAUGAAAUAUAUUGUGACAAAAAAGGUAAAAUAAGUGUCAAGACUGUGUUACAAAAUAGGAAAUUUAUUCAUUCAUGUCUCAGCAGCAGCGAUUUAAACCAUAUGGGCAUGUUUGUGGAUGAUCACAGAUAAAAGUUUUAUUUGUCCUCAUUAUGAUACAAAAUAAAUCAUUCUGUAAAAGUAAGAAUUUAUUCACUGUGUUUAUAAAACGACUGCCUACAACUGCAUCCUCAGCUCACGUGUUGCUCUCCAAGAUCAACUACAGAAAUUCAUUUUCCGUGUUAACAAACACGUUCAAGUAUUGUUCCAAACUAUUUUGGCCACUGUUCCAAUAUCAUUUACUUAAAAAAAAAAAAAAA